Molecule: messenger RNA, 1164 nt
Organism: Fusarium odoratissimum NRRL 54006
Lineage: Eukaryota; Fungi; Ascomycota; Sordariomycetes; Hypocreales; Nectriaceae
Exons: 1
Coding region: 1-1164 (387 amino acids)
Source: RefSeq, a predicted model, not a curated record
AUGAGAGCGGGUCAGAACGCGACUAUCCUCCUUCUUUAUACCCAUGCUCCUCCCAUGUUCGAGCAUACCAGUGGGCGAAGCGAGACCAGUUCGGGAUAUUACAAGUUCGAGCAGCUUCAACUCCUGUUGGAGUAUGAGGUAACAGGUCAAUUUUUCAGGGAUUGGGUUACUGGCGCCCAUAUUCUCACGGGCAAUAGUUUUCAUACCAAGAGAGCUGUGGUACUUUCUUUCGGAUCCAAUUUCAACAUCAGUAAUUGGAGUCCAUAUCUCUAUCUAUCUACCAUGACAGGGGGCAGUUUCUAUCUUACGAUAUACAGUGGCAGAGUCAUCUCUCGACUCACUAUAGGCCUGCUCCUCGUUUGGAUGCGGGCUGAUGGAAAUAUCGACAUACCAGAAUCCUCCAAAGUAGCUUUCAAACGAGACCUAACCACCCAUACAGUGUCCGAAGCCGAUAUUGAGAGAUCCUGCGGCAGAUACUCUGACAACCUCGAGAAAACCAAUACUCUUGCUGGGCCACGCAGCUGCCUCCGUGUCCGAUAUGACAGUGUCAACACCGACAACGGGCAAUUCAGCAUAUACACAAGCAGAAACUUGGCCAGGAAGUAUAUUGAUGGCGAUGAAGACUACAAAAACGUCAUUGUGGAACAGCUUGAUCGAAUUAUCAGCACCAAUGUAUCAGUCAUCGCUAUCCAUCCCUUUUACGGGCAACUUUGGCGCGCUGUCUGUAGCGACCAAACUGGCAACAACAACAUAAAGAGAAGCCUCUUGGGAAAGUUUAGAGCCCAGGUUAGUCAAAUACCCAAUGCAAGAGACAAGAAGCAAGCACAGACUUGGUUGGAAGAGUCGUAUACCUUUUUCCAUGAGAUCAAUGAGGAGAUCUCAUCUCUUCCUGCAAAUCGCCAAUUCCCACUUGUAUGUGUAGAUCCAGACACGAUCGAUUUACAGGGAAAUCAGUACGAUGCAGCCCUUACUCGUGCACAGCUACUCAACAUCUGGAAGUCGUGCGACAUGGAUAUUCUGGGACGCCUGGGAAAUGUUCUGAUCCGGAUGCAUUACGUUCAACAGGAGAAGGAUAUGCCUACCAGUAUGACAAACUCUUGGCCUUGCCUGACUCCUCGGAUCCCUCUUGCGCUAAUAAUGCCUGAGUACGGGGGCAAAUUCUAG